AUGUUAGCUGCUCGUCGAGCAACUCAUUCUCGCCUUUUCCGCUCUUUACAACAAAUCCAAUCUCGUCGCGGGUUCAGAUGUACCUCGCGCACUGCACAAGGACAAGAAGAGCAACUCCGGAAAACAAAUCUCUACGACUUUCACGUUGAGAAUGGGGCCAAGAUGGUACCCUUUGCAGGGUAUUCGAUGCCGUUGUCUUAUGGUAGCGUUGGUACAGUGUCUAGUCAUCACCACGUCCGAAACUCAGUCGGACUCUUCGACGUCGGACACAUGGUUCAAUCAAACUUCCUGGGCGGCUCCGCAACAGAGUUCCUUGAACACCUCACCCCGUCCUCCCUAAGCAUACUCACCCCCUACUCCUCCACCCUCUCCGUCCUCCUCAACGAACAAGGAGGCAUAAUCGACGACACAAUCAUCACCAAACACGCCCCAGACGCAUUCUACGUCGUCACCAACGCCGGUCGCCGACAGCGCGACCUCACUUGGUUCCGCCAAAAACUCGACGAGUGGAAUUCCAGUUCGAUAGCAAAAGAAAAAGGUAAAGUCGAGUUGGAGGUACUGGAGAAUUGGGGGUUGUUGGCUUUACAGGGCCCCGAGGCUGCUGGGUUACUGCAAGGUUUGACGGCGUAUGAUUUGAGAGGGUUGACGUUUGGUAGGAGUGCGUUUGUUCCGCUUGAAGGGUUUAACGUGCACGUUGCUCGUGGGGGUUACACGGGAGAAGAUGGAUUCGAGAUCUCUAUCCCUCCUUCUCAGACUCUCGAACUUACCAAGCUCCUCUUACGACCACCUGUACAACUCACAGGCCUCGGAGCGCGGGAUAGUCUUCGCCUUGAGGCGGGUAUGUGUUUAUACGGACAUGAUUUGGAUGAAGAGACGAGUCCUGUUGAAGCUGGGUUGACGUGGGUUAUUGGGAAGGAGAGGAGAGAGAAGGGAGGGUUUGUUGGUGCUGAUGUCGUGAAGAGACAUUUGAAGGAUGGGCCGCCUAGGAGGAGGGUUGGGUUGACUGUGGAGGGUGCUCCUGCUCGAGAGGGCGCACCCAUCCACACACCAGACGGCUCCUCCCGCCUCGGAAUCGUCACCUCAGGUAUCCCAUCCCCCUCACUCGGAAAGAACAUCGCUAUGGGAUACGUCACUUCGGGUCAUCACAAAAAAGGUACAGAGCUUGCUGUAGAGGUGAGAGGGAAGUUACGGAGAGCAGUGGUUACGCCUAUGCCGUUCGUCCAGACGAGGUAUUACAGAGGGGAAGAACGUUGA
Fomitiporia mediterranea MF3/22 is the source of this 1254-nucleotide messenger RNA. RefSeq names its product aminomethyltransferase. Gene Ontology annotation, molecular function: aminomethyltransferase activity; protein binding. NCBI's taxonomy places the organism in Eukaryota, Fungi, Basidiomycota, Agaricomycetes, Hymenochaetales, Hymenochaetaceae. The transcript is spliced from 4 exons. The record is from RefSeq and is a predicted model, not a curated record. Gene Ontology annotation, biological process: glycine catabolic process. Bases 1 to 1254 code for a protein of 417 amino acids. Gene Ontology annotation, cellular component: mitochondrion.